GUUGUCAAACUUAAGCCAACUUUAACUUUAGCCAACUUUAACGUGCAUUGGGAAUGUAUUCGCAUCUGACUUUAGCCACGAAGUAGGUAUGUUGGAUCCACUGAAUACAACAGCGUUCAAUGUUUCCUCUGGUGAGCAGGAGAUCGAGAAUUGUUUCAUGACAUACAUCGUUCGCAAGCCAUCGACAUCGUAUAUUAUAAACAGCAUAUUUGGUUGCAUCGUAAACGCCAUCUUAGCAAUUCUAGGGACAUUUCUGAAUGCUCUGGUCGUGGCCGUUUUCUGGAAGGCACCGAAAUUACGAAACAAGGUGACCUAUUUUAUGAUAAUGCUCUUAUCCUGUAUUGACAUGUGUGUGACAAUAAUCGUUCAUCCGCUUCAUUUGGUCAAUUCGAUAGCUGAGAUUACCCAGACUUCGAAGUGUAGUUACAAAAUGGUUUACCAAACGUCAGCAGUUAUGUUAUCAGGGAUGUCAUAUCUUACAUUUUUUGUUAUGAAUAUCGAGAGAUACCUGUCAAUUUGUCGACCAUUUUGCCAUAUGAGAAACGUGACUAAAGAGAGAUGUUUCAUACUAAUGGUAUGUCUCUUGCCGAUUUCCAUAGGGACAGGAAUCGCUCCCAUAUUUGGCGUAGACAUUCAACCUAUUGUCACAGCCCUUGCAGUGUUUAUUCUAGGAGGAACUUUUUUUAUAUAUCUGUCAAUAUAUAAAGUGGCCAAGAAAGGACGAACUUCACGAUUACGUUCAUCAAGUCGUACUGGCCAAGACGCGUUCUCAGUCACAGUAAAAGAAACAAUAUCUACACUUGAAUCACGUGACUCCACUCGGCCAAGAAAAGCAAUCUCACUUUUUGACGAUUUACAACUUUCAAAAAUGUAUGUAAUUGUGGUUUUUUCUACCAUCCUCCUAAAUCUACCAAACGUGCUAGUUUUAGCUUUGUUUAGUAAGCGAGUCGAGACUCUAGAUGGAGUAGUUCAAGCUAAAAUCUGGACACUAACAUUGGUUGCAAUAAACUCAACUUUCAAUUCAGUGGUUUUCUUCUGGGGCAAUGGAAUACUACGAAGUGAAGGUUGGAGACUGUGCGAAAAAUGUUUCAGAUUUUGAACGACUGAACACUAUGAUGAGCGAAUAUAAUGAACAAUUAUAAUGAACGAGUGAACAUUAGUAUUGAAAAUACCCUUGUAGACUGUUGUAGUUUUAAUAGUAACACUCCGGAUAACUCUGCUAUGAAGGCUCUGACACGCAGCCAGAGGCAGAUAUAGUUCAUGUAUUACGCAACUUAUCGACCUGACGCGAGUUUUUAGGAAAACAAUACUUACGUCAGCACUGUACGGCCAGGUUGGAAUCCGUAGGUGUUACGCUGGAUAUCUCCGGCGUAAAAUGUUAUUGCUAUUUUACGCCAUCGGCGGGCGUGCGGAGCCAAUGAAUGAUCACCUGAUCAUCGGCGGGGCGUAAAACGCCGUAAAAUUCUUAAACUAUGACGAUUAAAGAAUUUUCUGAUAAAAAUAAUGAUACCAAAUUAUUUAUAUUGCCAGUUGGUCAUUAUGUUUGGCAUGAUGUUGAUUUUUUUAACACUGAUCGACGAUAUGACGAAAUAGAAAUGAUCUUGAAUUUUGAAACUUGUAUGAAAAAAGUGGAAACACAGAAUCACAGAUUUCAUGCCAUGUGCCGUUUAUAUAUUCAUCAAUAUUCAUUGUUCGUCAAGGUAACUGAAAUAAGUUGUUUUUUUAUUUACUCUGGGUAAUAAUACACCUUCGUUUAGGUAAUCUGAGUCAUCAACGUAGUUAUAUUUUCAAUUUUUGUGUUCCGACUAUUCAGUUUUGCAUCAAAAUUUAUAUACUUUAUCGGCGCCUUUAUUAAAAUUACCUUUUAUUGAAUUUUUUCUGUGUUGGUGUAGUGUACUCAGGUGAAUAUGAAGUUUGUGGUGUUACUCUGAGUGUAUAUCCACACCGGGCGAGCUUGAAAAAAUAUGCCCGGCCACGGUGGGAUUCGAACCUACGACCUUUGGAAUACUAGCCCAAUGCUCUUCCAACUGAGCUACGCGGUCAGGACGGUUCGAGUAAGUGAUAUUUCGGAACAGAAUCUAGUUCCUUCGAUACCAAUGUAUUCUAGUAAUUGUUGGUUUAAUUUUAUAGAAUAUAGAUUUUAUACAAAAGAUCAUUAAAAUAUAGGCAAUAUAACUUUCUUUUCAGUUACAUGAAAAUCAAGCAUAUAUUUAAAUUUCUUUGAAUGGCUGAAAAAGGUAAGAACAAAAAUGAGAAAAAUAUGUGUAAUAUAACUAUAAUAUAAGAGUAGGUUUAUUGGUUUAAUAUAAUAUAAAUAAAAUACAGUAUUAUGUCUUAUUUUUAGUGUUAAAAUGUGUGACAUGUGAAAAGGAAACAUCGGGUGCCCAUUCAUGCAGAAUUUGUAAAUUGACAUGUCAUGCAAUAUAUCUCCAUCCUGCAAUACUGUUGUUCAUGAGGAAGAGGGUUUUGGAAAAAGUGUAAUUUGUCAGAAAUGUUCUGGAGGUAAAUCUGAUAAUGGGUAAAUGAUCUAAUUAAUGCCUAUGAUAAAUAAAUAGCUUAAACCAGUACAAUUUAACUUAAUUUAAUUUGGUUUGUCACACACCUAUAUAACAUACAAAUAAAGAGAAUUUUGACUGGAAAGAGAAAAGGAUAAAUCCCAAUUGAUUUAUUGAUAACUUCACCCUGUAUAACAGUAUUAACAGAUGCCCUAAUCAGGUCAACCCAUACCCCUUUGUCUAAUAUUAAUAGCCCUCUUUAAGACAAUCUUUAUCUAAUAAAUAGUGCCCCCUUUUAACUCUAAGAAAUUAAGAAUUUGAUUAAGUUUGUCAUUUUUAAAUAAUAUAAUAUAUAUUCAGCCUUAGCACGCACUGAUGACACAUUUGAUGUCGUAAUUUGGGAUCCUCCAUACUGGAUUGAUCUGGCCAUGAGGAUGUCAAAGAUGGAAAAAUCAGUGAGGAUGCUUUUUCAUAUCUCAAAAGAAUUAUCAAGAGAACAAUGGAACUCCACACGAAGUUUAACCGUGGAAAAAUGUUUCAACAAGUUAAGUCCGUUGCCAACCAUAAUGCCUACGGUAAAGAUGUUAAAUUUAGAGUUCUGUCCCGUACGUGUGGAACCAGGUUUAGUACGUCGCAGUACAGUGAGUUCCUCAAACUCACUGAGAGCCUUCCUCUGUAUAUCGAUACAUUCAGAAAGUAUGGCUACGAUGAGGAUGAGUACGAAAUCGCAGGAAAAGACUUUGUGGUGUAUCUUCUUGCUUUGACAGAUCUUAUGCGGCCAAUGGUUGACUUACUAGUCAGUCUUCAAGGUUUGUCCGUCCCAUCGUGGAAAAUCUGCCUUUGGUGGCCAAAAGUCAGACAACGUAUCCAGAAAUGUAUUCCAAUUUCAUUUGAUUCUCCUGACCUUCCAUUGACAUCAAAUAAUAUAAGAGAUAUCAGGAAAGGGAAAUUUAAGGGAACAAAAGUUGUACCUGGAUGGCUCAAAGUUGAGAAGAAUGUCUUUGAAGAAAUGUCUGAUGGGAAGAAAACUAGAACAACCAAAUGGCGUGCUCGAGAUCUUAAGGACCGCCGAGUGGACUUGGAGGUUUUUUGUGUCGCAAUGAUUAAGUCAAUGGUUCUUCGAUUUUCUGUUAAAUCUGUUAAACGCAUGCAGAAACAAAUUGUAGCAGUUGACCUUGACGAGCUAAUUUCAUUGUGUUGUGGUCACAAAAAUCUAACUGCCGUUGUCGUUGAUGAGGUAAAGUUUGAAAACUAUGGAAAUCAAGAAUAUACCUGUCCUUCUGGACCUAUAUUUGCAGUCUUCCUCACAUCAAGAAUUUAUAUGGAUUGUUCAAAGGGGAACUCAGUCACAUUGUGCACCGCAACGUCAAACAAGCCCUUAAAUCGAUUAUUUGGGAGAAAAAGUACCGCGAAAUCAUGAAGCAAUGGUUCAAUGUUCUCCCUGAUAAUGAUGGGCAAAAUGAUGGGAUUGCUAAUGAACCCCUUUGUAAUUUUUCCAUUCUUGAUGAUACGGAAGCUCGCGCUUGUCUUGAACUUGGUGUAAAUUGUCUCCCAUUACAGAAUGUCUAUAGAAUGGAGUUCCAAAACGGUAAUUAUUCGUGUGGAUUAACUAUAAUAGCUUUUUGAAUAUAUGUGCAUAUAUAUUUUAUUUAUUCCUUUUUCAGGAAAGAUAGCUUUGACUGUGGUUAACGAAGACAAAGUGUAUGAGACCAUAUACACAAAUAAAACGGUCUAUUCACUUAUUGGGCCCGAGGGAUGCAUUGCUGUGGACAUUUCUCUUGGUAAGGGAGGCACCGUGAGGCUGUAGUGGAAAGUGUGUAUUCCGCUAUGGGAUCGCAGAAUCAAUUGGGCCCAAUUACGAAUGAAACCUUAACAUUGAGGUACAGUUCAACUUUAUUCACAAUACAAACUUAGCUUGAAAGAUUAAGCAUUUGUAAAUCAAGUGUAAGAUUAUUAACUUACUUACUGCGUGAUUAUUAAACUAAUAAACUUCAAAACAGCUACUUAACAUCCAAAAACAUCCAAUUUUUGAAGGACAAAAAUUAACUGGUGCAUGCCAACCGCAUUGACAGCCGAGCGAGCAGUGAAGGAAAUUGCUAACAUAUACAUCAAAAGCGACAAAGAAAAGGGGCUAAAGGCCCACAUUUUGCCUGUUAUUCAGAGCGCCGUUCGUGGAAAUCGGCGAGUCAAUAUUGUAUAUACUUAUAAUAAUAAAAAUGCUGAUGUUCUUCACAAGUAUUUUAAAUUUAUAUACGUAUUGAAUUUAACACUUUUGCAGGUAUCACCACUGCAAAGUUAUUGACAGCAAGACCCAAGACUGUCAGAUUGCCUUUUCUGCUAUAAAAAAACUAUAAGUAUAAAUAAUUCAGUUUUAUUCAACAGAAUAAUACGGAUUGUGAUAAAAGAGUUUGUGUCUUGUGAUAAUUGUUAAUUGAUAUUAGCCAUUUCCCAAUCGAGUACAGGACUGGGUCUAGUCGCUUGUUUGGUUUGUUUGAAGUUUUCCUACAUUCCUAAAGUUAUUUAUUGCCGCCUGAAACGCAACAAUUAUGAUAAGGCAUCUUUUAAUACAAUAUUUAGCUCGCUCACUAUAACUUGUUGACAUGUUGUCCCUCCAAACGUCCCUUCAAACAUCAACUAUACUCAGUCCUCUGCCCGAUUGGGAAAUGGCUAAUUGUUGAUGUUGUUCUAAUUUUGGUUGUUACUGGUUAGUCGACAUUGAAGAAAUUUAUGGACAGUUUCCAUACUUAUUAAUUCUGAUAGUGGUGCGUACCGUAAUAUACACAUAGCCUCUACUUCAUAUACUCUUGAAGUUUGUAUAAAAAUGAAUAUAAUUCAAGAGGUAUAAGAUUGAAGUAAAGACCGUGUUUGCGUAAUGCUGCUGUAGUUAAUGCUUUGUACAAUACAUCUCGACUGUACUAUUUUAAGGUCUUGAGCUUUUUGGAUAUUUAUUUGAAAUGGUACUCUUCAUACCGACUGGUCCGGUGAUAUUUUGUGGCGAUUUCCGUUCGCAUUAAAAAUCGUCCAUUAGUAUAUUUCCGAAUGUGGCGUAAUUAGUCGGUGUCCAUUUGGCGUAACCUCCGGCGUAAAAUAUUGACGGAUUCCAUACUGGCUGUACGGUAAGGUGUGUAAGGAGUAACUGUAAUAAAACUUUAAAACCAUGACUGUAAACUGCACAGGGAGCGGAGUCGACUAAAACAAGACAAACGCCGUCUUACCUUGUUAAUUGUAAUAUCUUUCAUUAUAGAAUCCCCAUGCAUGUGCGCAUUAAAAAUGCAUAUUUUACAAUUUGGUAAUGGUAAUGGUAAUGGUAGUGGUAAUGGUUUAUUGACACAUUUAGUAGCAGUUACGCUAAUUUACAAAGUGUUUACAAUAUUUGGAUAUAAAAAGGGUAUAUAUUCUAUUUGUUUACAUAUCAUUCAUUAAAUCUAAAAUCUUUCUAAUCUAUAUCUAUUUACGUUA
Paramuricea clavata is the source of this 5954-nucleotide messenger RNA. Lineage: Eukaryota; Metazoa; Cnidaria; Anthozoa; Malacalcyonacea; Plexauridae. The record is from the annotation of a GenBank genome assembly.